CUUACUGUGUACAGUUUAAGUGAGUUUGUCGCUCGCUGUGACCUAGUUUUUUGUUUUUCUUGAAAGAAAUCGUGGGAGGACGCGGAUUUACUUGUCAUUUUAGGACAUGAAGAGACAACAACGUUUCCGUGUAGGACUUUUUUGAAAAGAAAAGCUUAAGCGCAGAGGUUGGAAGUCAUCUGAGGUACCAAAGCACGUAGACUUUCCUAGUGAACAUGAAGAUUGAAGUCCCAUAUGAAAAGUUGUCAGACAACGGGCAAAGGCGCUUCGACUCGGACGAUAAAGCUCAGAAGAUCUCCUGUUGUCUUGUGGUAGCGGCUUCCAUUGCCUCGUUUCUGCUUGCUACAACAGCACUCUACAACUUGCUGGGGUCCGCAACUCCUAACGACAGUGGAGACUUACGACUAGCCUUGAAGGAGUCCUGUUUAGACCCUUGCGAAAUCUCCCUAGUUGAAAGCAUCCCCGAGGGCUUGCAGUUCAACUCCAGCGACCCGUCUCACGGUUCUAUCUACAACGCGUGGCUGCAACUGCUGGUCCAGGCCCGCAGUAGCAUUGACAUCGCCUCCUUCUACUGGACACUCACCAACCAAGACACAAGCACUCACGAGCCCACGGCAGAUCAGGGCGAGAACAUUCUGAAGAACCUAGCUGAGCUGUCGGGUUCCUUAUCGGUCCGCAUUGCUGUUAGCGCGCCGCAGCAUGGGAGUCAGCCGAAUGAAGACCUCAAACGGUUAAAUGCUUCAGGAGCUGCCAUACAGAUGGUUGAUAUGAAGGAUUUGACCUCAGGGGUCCUGCACACAAAAUUUUGGAUCGUGGACAAGAAACAUAUUUACAUAGGAAGCGCCAACAUGGACUGGAGAUCCCUCACACAGGUGAAGGAGUUAGGGGUAGUUGUGUACAACUGCAGCUGCUUGGCAGCAGAUCUGGGUAAGAUCUUCGAGGCCUACUGGUUUUUGGGAGAGAGCCAGUCUAUCCCGGCGCCUUGGCCUUCCAACUUCUCUACCGACUACAACAAGGAAACGCCGCUACAGCUGAUGCUCAACAGUACGCCGUCCAGCGUCUACUUGACGAGUUCUCCUCCAUCUUUCUGCGCCGCUGGCAGAACCUCGGACCUGGAUUCCAUCCUGAGUGUGAUGGAGGACGCCCAGAGUUUCAUCUACAUUGCCGUCAUGAACUACUUGCCCACCUUGGAGUUUUCGAAUUCCAAAAAGUACUGGGGAGAAAUCGACACCCAGCUACGUCGCGUAGCCUACGAGAAACGAGUGAAGGUGCGCUUGUUGAUCAGUUGCUGGUCCAACACGUCGCCAGCCAUGUUCUCCUUCCUCAAAUCGCUCGAUGCGCUCUACGAGCCAAAGAGCAAGCUGGACAUCCAGGUGCGACUCUUCGUGGUUCCGGCCAACGCCGAGCAGAAGAAGAUCCCCUUCGCCAGGGUCAACCACAACAAGUACAUGGUGACUGACCAGGUUGCCUACAUUGGUACAUCCAACUGGUCCGGAGACUACUUUGUGAACACGGCUGGCUCUGCCCUGGUGGUCAACCAGACGGCAUCCUCGUCCCUGCAGCCCAGCGUCCAAUCACAGCUGAGGGAUGUAUUUGAGAGAGAUUGGAACUCCAUCUACAGCUCCCCUCUCAUGCAGCACAGCGUUAUCAAAGACAUGUGUUAGGCCACAUGCUUCCAACUUUUGCUGCUGCCGAGGUGGCGGAACAUGACACAACAUUAGGAAAAGCUGCGCCUUUUUAGAACAUUUUAAAGAAUAACAUCAUGACAUCCUCCAUUAUAGCUCAUCUCAGGGACAAAAUCGAGGUGAUUUUUUGUUUUGUUUUAAGGGGUCUGCUGUAGGUGUAAAUAAAGGAAAUCACAUUCAAAAUUAAUUUUAAAAAAACUGAUGUUUCUUUAUGUAUCACCAGAUGAUUCUGUGGGUAGGAUACAAUCAAGGUACGACAAUGACACAAUUAGGAUCAUAAAGACAUGAUUGUUACUUUGAUUUACGAUUUUAUACCGUUAGAUGGAAUUUACU
Molecule: messenger RNA, 2018 nt
Organism: Corythoichthys intestinalis (scribbled pipefish)
Lineage: Eukaryota; Metazoa; Chordata; Actinopteri; Syngnathiformes; Syngnathidae
Product: 5'-3' exonuclease PLD3-like
Exons: 12
Coding region: 216-1664 (482 amino acids)
Molecular function (GO): catalytic activity
Source: RefSeq, a predicted model, not a curated record